Molecule: messenger RNA, 789 nt
Organism: Lampris incognitus (smalleye Pacific opah)
Lineage: Eukaryota; Metazoa; Chordata; Actinopteri; Lampriformes; Lampridae
Gene: mrps18b
Product: mitochondrial ribosomal protein S18B
Exons: 7
Coding region: 52-777 (241 amino acids)
Biological process (GO): mitochondrial translation
Cellular component (GO): ribosome; mitochondrion
Molecular function (GO): structural constituent of ribosome
Source: RefSeq, a predicted model, not a curated record
AUUUUGUUGACCUCCCAUCUUUUACCUUUGACCUUUACUGCGACAGCAAGCAUGGCGGCAUCCGUUCAACGCAUCGCCAGUGUCUUGUCUCGUCCUUCUCUCAUUUUACACACCGUCCGGCGCUGUAAGCCAUGUCCUCAGCAGCUGCCUGUCAGAUUAUGGACUCGGCCUCCGUUCCUGCUACCAAGCCACUCGCUGUGCACAGCACCAUCAGACAAAGAUGUGGGUGCAGCCGAGGCUUUGGACCGUUACAAGGACAGACCUUGGGAUUACCUGGAGAGUGAAGAGUACAUUGAACGCUAUGGAACCAAUUCUGUUUGGGUGGGCUACAGAAGGAACCACAAAGGAGGCAUACCACCCCAGAAGACACGCAAGACAUGCAUUAGAGGGGGUAAAAUCUGUGGAAACCCUUGUCCUAUUUGUCGGGAUCCAAAUGUCAUCAUCCAUUAUCAGAACGUGAAGCUGUUGCAGCAGUUCAUUAGUCCUCACACCGGGACCGUGUAUGAUCCCACUCGAACAGGUGUGUGUAUGAAACAGCAGAAGAUGCUUAACAAGGCAGUAGACACGGCGCGUGAUCACGGUUUGCUACCCUUCCAGAUUCCCUUCAUGGAUUUAUCAGAAGACUACAACAACUCCCAUGAUGCUGUGGGAUCUACACCACCUCCUUCAUUCCUGAGCUGUGGUGAAGCAUGGUAUAAAUGGUAUGACAACAUCACGCCCCGUGAAGCAGACGUGGCUAAAGUUAAGAAAAUAUACAAGGAUUACUUAAAAGUGUGAAUUGUCUCCUGA